GAUGAAAAUAAAGAUGUAUAUGAAGAACUAUUGCCAUUAUUUUUCCCACCACCACCUGGUAGUGAACUAGAAAAAGUUGAAGAUCAAGAAAAUCAAGAUGAAAAAGGAAAAGAACAAUCAUCUACUAGUGAACCGGAAAACGUUGAAAAUCAAGAUAAAACAGGAAAAGAAGAACAAUCAUUUACUAGUGAACCGGAAAAGGCUGAAAAUCAAGCUGAAAAUCAAGAUGAAAAUGGAAAAGAACAAUCAUCUACUAAUGAACCAGAAGUCGUUGAUAAACCUAAUACCGAAGGGAAUGAUACGUCACCUGGUAAUGAACACGAAGAUGCCAAAAAACAUGAUAAAUCAGAAGAUGUUGUUGUUAAACCUGAUACCGAAGAGAAAGAUACGUCAUCUG
Messenger RNA from Racocetra fulgida, 397 nucleotides. NCBI's taxonomy places the organism in Eukaryota, Fungi, Glomeromycota, Glomeromycetes, Diversisporales, Gigasporaceae. The record is from the annotation of a GenBank genome assembly.